GCACAAGAGCAGCAUUUUAAGGGUAUCCACGUGAUAUAUGUGGGGAAAGUCCUAAAACCCACACUAAUCAGCACACAAAUCAGCCGUGAAAACAGGAAGUAGGACAACAUUAGACGACGACGGACCAAACAUUAAUGGCGAAACACGACCUCAAAUAAGAAGUCACAUGGAGGUAUUGUGGCGCUCACAUGACAGUCCGAGCCAUGGCAGCGGAGAUCAAUGAAGGCUCGGUGCCUGCCUACUACAGAGAAGUCUACGAGGCCAUCUGCUGCAGGAAUGAUGAAAAAGUCCAAGUGGAGGUUUUCCAUAGGUUGCUGGAAAGGACUAAACUCUCCAAAGCCGUUCAAGCCCAGAUAGUCGAGCACGUCCACUCUACAGACGGAUUCCUGAGCAAGCUGACACUCUAUAAAAUGCUGGCUUUAAUUGCCAUCGCUCAGCAGGGGAAGCAGCCCAGUCCCAAAGUCCUGGAGAACUACAUACAAGAGCUACCGAAGCCUCAGCUGGGGGAGUUGGGCGACUUGUGUGCUCUUAGGAUGCAGCCCGUUCAGGAGGAUGUGCUGACGCUGUCGCAGACGUUGGACCAGCAUCUCGGCAGAGACAGUGUCCAGGUGGAGCUCAUACCAGAGAAAAAGGGCCUGUUUCUCAAACAUGUGGAGUACCAGGUCACCAGCCAGCGUUUCAAAAUAUCAGUUUAUCGACGCUACAGCGAUUUUGACGUCUUCCACGAGGUUCUGCUGCAACGUUUCGCCUACAGAGUGGUGCCGUCGCUUCCUCCUAAAAGAAUGUUAAAAGGAGUCCUGACCUCCGUUUCCGAGCGCGAGUUCAUCGAGGGGAGGCGGCGUGCGCUGGGGCGGUUCAUCAACUUGGUGGCGAAGCACCCUUUCUUCUCAGAGGAUGAACUGGUCAAGACCUUCCUAACCUUUAGUGGCUCUGAUGUCCAGAUCAGGCUGCGUGACGCUUACAAGAAAACUGGCGAUGAGUUCAUGACCAACAGAAUUGCGACUCAAGCGAAGGACUACCUCCCCGCUGACAUCCAGGCGCAGUUCUCCCUGAGCAGAGAGCUGAUCAAGAACAUCCACAACAGCUUCUACAAGCUGCGGGAGCGAGCCGAGAAGAUCGCCGAGCGCUCCAAGGGGAAUGCCAGCGACCUCCUCCUGUUUGGCAGAGAGCUCAGCACGUUGGGCUCGGAAACGUCGUCCCUUCCGUCGUUGGCGUCAUCACAGAGUACUUGGGGCCGCCUGUGUCAAUCUCUAAAGAGUCUGUCAGUAGAGUUUGCCGUGCUCUCGGACAAAGCUGGUCAACAGGCGAGACGGGAGGAGGACGACGUUGUGGAAAGACUGCAUUUUUUCCUGGAUUUGCUCCAGUCGUACAGAGACCUGUGCGAGCGCCAUGAGAAGGGCGUGCUCCACGAGCAUCAGCGAGCGCUGCACAAGUACAGCGUGAUGAAGAGGCAGAUGAUGAGCGCCACCGUGCAGCCCAAGGAACAGACAUCGGUAGUGCAGCUCGAAUCGCGAAUUGUUCAGCAAGAAAAUGCCAUUCAGACCAUGGAGUUGCGUAACUACUUCUCAUUGUUCUGCCUCCACCAAGAAACACAGCUCAUCUUCACCUACCUGCCAAUCACCUCCCACAUCCUGGGAGCUUUUGUAAACUCCCAGGUGCAAGGACACCGAGAGAUGGGCGAAGUAUGGAACGAACUCCAGCCGAAGCUGGGCUGUCUCUUCGGUGAACAAAACGGAUUGAAACGGGCCCUCUAAUGAAGCAGCUGCUCAUGAAGAUCACUAACUGGAAAAAGAAACUUUCACGCAAGUGCCUUUUGCUACCAAUUCAGUGUUUGGCCUUAUCACAUUUUGGCUGCGGGCACUUUAAUAAAAAUCAACUUUAACUGGCAACCAAGAGGGAAAUUGGCCAAGCUGUAUUUCUAUUUUGUUAUACAAGGGACCAUUUAGCGCAGUCAAAAUGUAAGCUUUUUCUUUAUGUACAUAAGUUAUUGUGUAAGACGUGGAAAACAAUCUAACGCAGAAGGACAAAGUAUUUCACUUUAUUAGGAAUGUUGUUUAUGAUCACUCCACCAGGUUUUGAGUUUGGAAAGAUUUUUUUUUAUACAAAUGUUUUUAUCGAAGUGCCUCUUAUUUGCAUGUACUGUUUCUUUGCAUCAUGUUAUCCCGCUGUGCUUAUAAUGUUUUGAUUUUCAAUGACUCCCAGGUUUGUUUCAUAAGCUAAAUAAAUCCCAGGUGCCUGGUCUCAAACUUGCACUUCACGCUCACAUUGAAAGGCACUCUGUCUCUGUAUGUGCAAUAGGAUGUAUGAAGUCCAUAAAACACUAUUGUUCUUCAUUUUGAAAAAACAAAGCUUAUGGAGAAGACAGAGGAACACUUGGUCACAAUUGCACAGCUUCUGUCCUACAAUGUGUAAAGCAUAAAAAAGAUUGACUUAUCUAUAUGAUAUUUUGUUGAAUAAUAAAUGCACAAAGUUAAAAAUGA
Molecule: messenger RNA, 2480 nt
Organism: Nerophis ophidion (straightnose pipefish)
Lineage: Eukaryota; Metazoa; Chordata; Actinopteri; Syngnathiformes; Syngnathidae
Gene: snx8a
Product: sorting nexin 8a
Exons: 14
Coding region: 189-1754 (521 amino acids)
Biological process (GO): retrograde transport, endosome to Golgi
Molecular function (GO): phosphatidylinositol binding
Source: RefSeq, a predicted model, not a curated record